UGGGGCCUGCACUCCUGGUACCUCCGGGGCGAGCCCAGGAGUGGGCGCAUCGUCAGAGUCUGCUGACCAUCAACGCAACCAUCGUAUGCGAACAGAAACAAAAGCAGCAAAGACUCUAUGCAUCAUUAUGGGAUGUUUCUGCCUCUGUUGGGCUCCAUUCUUUGUAACCAAUGUGGUGGACCCAUUUAUAGGCUAUACAGUGCCCGAACAGCUGUGGACUGCCUGCCUGUGGCUGGGUUACAUAAACUCCAUGCUGAACCCCAUUCUUUACGCCUUUCUCAACAAAUCCUUCCGCCGUGCCUUCCUCAUCAUCCUUUGUUGUGGGAGGAAGAGGUAUCGCAGGCCGUCCAUCAUGGUAUCUGGCACAACCUGCACAGCCACACAGAUCAACGGUUCAACACAUGUACUCAAUGGCUGCUCCUCUGCCUCCAAGUUGCUGCUCUGGUUCUGCAACACCAGACCAGUGCCUGUCUAGCUGCUGUAUUUCUAGGGCAUCUCAAGGUUCAAACACCUGCACCUGGGUUGGUAAGGAGGACAGACGGGAUUACACACUUUGCUGGGGGACAAUACGAGGAUUUAACAGCAGUCAUGGUGGACGCAGCUGCAGCAGAGCAGUUCCUGGAUGCCAACCCUUCAUUUGCAAAGCAGUACUAUGACACGAAUCUGAAGCCCAAAAUAAUCUCAGACCUGCUGGACAGCAACCGGCAGCCUGUGUUGGACAUCAGCACCUACCACGAUCUGACGAUGGUGGAUGAGAGUGAGGUUCUUUUCGACCUGGUGCGGGACAUACAGGACAACCUGCAGACUGAGCGCUCGGUCUUCAAGCUCAUGAAACACCUGAGCUUCAUGAUGAGGGCGGACCGCAUGAGCCUCUUCAUGUACCGGCAGAGGAACGGCGUGGCUGAGCUCGCCACAAGGUUAUUCAACGUCCAUAAAAAUGCAACUUUCGAUGAAUGCCUGGUGCAGCCCGACAGUGAAAUCGUGUACCCGCUUGACAUGGGCAUAGUGGGCCAUGUGGCCACCAGCAAGAAGAUGGUCAACAUUCCCGACGUGUCACAGAGUCCACAUUUCAGUAACUUUGUUGAUGAGCUGACCGAGUAUGAGACCAAAAACAUCCUUGCCAUCCCUAUCAUGAACGGUAAAGACAUGGUGGCUGUAAUGAUGGCGGUCAAUAAGUUGGACGGACCGUGCUUCACCGCCAAGGAUGAGGAGACUCUGAACAAAUAUCUAAACUUUGCUAACCUGGUGCUGAGAGUUUUCCAUCUGAGCUACCUGCACAGCUGUGAGACCAGGAGGGGUCAGGUACUGCUGUGGUCGGCCAGCAAGGUGUUUGAGGAGCUGACAGACAUAGAGAGGCAGUUCCACAAGGCCUUGUACACAGUUAGAGCUUUUCUAAACUGCGACCGCUACUCUGUCGGUUUGCUGGACAUGACCAAGACCAAGGAGUUCUUCGACUUGUGGCCCGUACUGAUGGGAGAAGUUCCACCAUACGAUGGACCCAAAACUCCUGAUGGCAGGGAAAUUAUCUUCUACAAAGUGAUUGACUACAUCCUCCACGGGAAAGAAGACAUUAAAGUCAUCCCGGGCCCUCCAGAUGACCACUGGGCCCUUGUCAGUGGUUUACCUACUUAUGUUGCAGAAACUGGCCUGAUUUGCAACAUCAUGAAUGCUGCUCAGGAUGAGUUUUUUCAUUUUCAGGCAGAGCCGCUGGACGAGUCUGGCUGGACAAUUAAGAACGUCCUGUCUAUGCCGAUCGUCAACAAAAAGGAAGAGAUAGUGGGUGUGGCCACGUUCUAUAACAGGAAGGAUGGGAAACCCUUUGAUGAAAUGGAUGAAACGUUGAUGGAGUCUCUGACCCAGUUCCUGGGCUGGUCUGUGCUGAACACUGACACAUACGACAAGAUGAACAAGCUGGAGAACAGGAAGGACAUCUUCCAGGACAUGGUGCUGUACCACGUCAAGUGUCGCAAGGACGAAAUCCAGAACGUACUGAACACCAGAGAGAGAUGGGGGAAGGAACCGGACGAGUGCGAGGAGGAGGAACUUCAGGAGAUCCUGUCAGAGGUUCUGCCAAACGCCAAGAAAUCUGAGAUCUAUGAGUUUCACUUCUGCGACUUUGACCACACUGAGCUGGACCUGGUGAAAUGUGGCAUCAAAAUGUACUACGAGCUCAAAGUGGUGGACAAGUUUCACAUUCCAAGAGAGGCCUUGGUGAGAUUUAUGUACUCCCUCAGCAAAGGCUACAGGAAGAUCACCUACCACAACUGGAGACACGGAUUCAACGUUGGACAGACCAUGUUCACUCUGCUGAUGACAGGUGAUCUGAAGCGUUACUACACAGACCUGGAGUGCAUGGCCAUGGUGACCGCUGGCUUCUGUCACGAUAUCGACCACAGAGGAACCAACAACCUCUACCAGAUGAAAUCGGGUAAUCCUCUGGCCAAACUUCACGGCUCUUCCAUCCUGGAGAGACACCAUCUGGAGUUUGGCAAGACUUUGUUGAGGGAUGAGAGUUUAAACAUUUAUCAGAAUCUGAACCGCCGCCAGCACGACCUCGUCAUCCACCUCAUGGACAUUGCAAUCAUCGCCACAGACCUGGCUCUCUAUUUCAAAAAGAGAACAAUGUUCCAGAAGAUCGUCGACCAGUCCAAAACCUACGAGAACUGGAAUGACUGGACCAAAUACAUGAUGCUUGAGACCACCCGCAAGGAGAUUGUCAUGGCCAUGAUGAUGACCGCCUGUGAUCUUUCUGCCAUUGCCAAACCUUGGGAGAUCCAGAGCAAGGUGGCGCUGUCUGUGGCUGCAGAGUUCUGGGAGCAGGGAGACUUGGAGAGGACCGUCUUGGAGCAGCAGCCUAUUCCUAUGAUGGACAGAAACAAAGCGGCUGACCUGCCGAAGCUGCAGUGUGGUUUCAUCGACUUUGUUUGCGCAUUUGUAUACAAGGAGUUCAGCCGUUUCCACGUGGAGAUCACCCCCAUGCUGGACCGUCUCCUCAACAACAGGAAGGAGUGGAACGCCCUCAAGGAGGAGCACGAGGCCAAACUGGCCGCCAUCGAGGCCGCGAAACAGGCCAAGGAGGAGGCAGCUCAGGGCGCCGCAGCAGCGAAACAAGCGGCAAGUGCAUCCCAGUCAAAGACUUGUGCUCUGAGCUAAAGCGUCUACUGUGGCUCCAGCUUGUGGUGUAUAGCAUGAGGUCGUCUUGAGCUCACACCUGGCAAAAAAAAAACUAUCUUGCAAAAAGUCAUUUUAGCUUUCCUAACAUAUUUGAUUCUUAAAUGAACCUUUUAUUUUCCUGUUCUGCUUUUGCUCUGUAAUGUUAUUUUUUUUCUUCCCUUGCCAGAAGGUUGUUUUUUUUUUCUGCACAGCUUUUUUUUCUGAAAAUCACACAUAAGACCCAAACACAUUAAUCAUAAAUUAAGUAUUUUCUAUACCACAGUAAAUUGAUGCAGCAUUACUUUGCCAGUUUAUAUGAAUCUAUUGUAGUUGCCUUGUAGCAUUAACCAAAACAGUCAAUGCUAUGGAUCAAUCUUUUUUGUUUAAGAUGCAUUAAUAAACAGCAAAGCUUCCACAGCUCAAUAAAUGUCGUUUAUUUCUCAUUGCUGACAUAUCUUUUGAUAUUUGCUGUGUUAACAUGGAUAUUCUGCUUGUCUGCAUGCUGUAAAAUAGAUCAUUUUUUUCUUAUGUUAUACCAUAUAAAAGGCAUAUGCUUGUAUAAUGAUCAUUUUGUUAAGUUUUUCUUAGUUUUGCAGCAUUAACAUUUCUGUGCUCUGUACAUUAAAAGCUUAUGCCUGAU
Fundulus heteroclitus (mummichog) is the source of this 3793-nucleotide messenger RNA. It is a transcript of the gene pde6a, whose product is annotated as phosphodiesterase 6A, cGMP-specific, rod, alpha. Gene Ontology annotation, molecular function: 3',5'-cyclic-nucleotide phosphodiesterase activity; protein binding. The record is from RefSeq and is a predicted model, not a curated record. Gene Ontology annotation, biological process: signal transduction. Lineage: Eukaryota; Metazoa; Chordata; Actinopteri; Cyprinodontiformes; Fundulidae. Bases 118 to 3153 code for a protein of 1011 amino acids. The transcript has 26 exons.